UAAUAUAACGAUGGCAGACGAAGAGAAUUCCAACGAUACCGAGGUGCUCGACGAAGAGCCACGCAGUAUUCUUCUAGGGCUCAUUUCUCAACUGCGUAAGGGAAUGGAUUUACACAGAGUUACCUUACCAACUUUUGUGUUAGAGCCACGUAGUAUGUUAGAACGGAUCACCGAUUUUAUGAGCCAUCCUGAAUUGAUUAUAAGUAAUGAAAUGAUUGAUGUUUUGAUUUAUAUCAGUGUUUCUAAACAAGAAGAUCCUCUUAAGCGAUUCGUAAAUGUUGUCAGGUAUUAUAUAUCAGGAUGGCAUAUUAAACCCAAGGGUGUAAAAAAACCUUAUAAUCCGGUAUUGGGAGAGUUCUUUCGCGCUCGUUGGCAAUUCCCUGAUAACACUGAAGCAUGUUUCGUAGCUGAACAAGUCUCCCACCAUCCGCCGAUCUCCGCAUAUUAUUACGCAAGUCCCGAAAACAACCUGAUCAUUUGCGGUGACAUAAGACCGAAAUCAAGAUUUUUGGGAAAUAGUGCAGCUACAUUGAUGCAAGGUGAAUCUAAGAUCAUUUUCACCAAUCGACCAGGUGAAAUAUAUCGGAUCGAAAUGCCAAAUGUGUAUGCGCGUGGAAUCUUAUUUGGUAGAAUGGUAAUGGAGUUGGGAGACAACUCCACGGUUCGAUGUGAGAAGAAUGAUUUAAUUUGCGAAUUGGAAUUUCGAACGAAGGCAUGUUCUUGUUUGGAGAUUAAUUUUGCGUAUUCGAACUUCGGAUUUUUUACUGGUGCUUACAAUUCAAUCUAUGGAAAAAUAAAGCGUGAAUCUACAGGAGAAGCACUUUAUGAAAUUACCGGAAAAUGGUCAGACAUCAUGUACAUUAAGGACCUUGAGGCCAAAAGGAAGUGCUAUUUAGUGUUCAGGAUUCGAAGAUAUAUCCAAAGACUGUAG
Molecule: messenger RNA, 931 nt
Organism: Acaulospora morrowiae
Lineage: Eukaryota; Fungi; Glomeromycota; Glomeromycetes; Diversisporales; Acaulosporaceae
Source: the annotation of a GenBank genome assembly